Cordyceps militaris CM01 is the source of this 3672-nucleotide messenger RNA. Its product is annotated as DUF455 domain protein. NCBI's taxonomy places the organism in Eukaryota, Fungi, Ascomycota, Sordariomycetes, Hypocreales, Cordycipitaceae. Gene Ontology annotation, molecular function: poly(A) RNA polymerase activity; RNA binding. The record is from RefSeq and is a predicted model, not a curated record. The coding region runs from base 1 to 3672 and encodes 1223 amino acids. Gene Ontology annotation, cellular component: nucleus. The transcript is spliced from 3 exons.
AUGGCGUCCACAACAGACGCACAACCAACAUUCAGUGCCUCUCACGAUACAGCCCUGUGCAUCAUCCCACCCCAAAGCCUUUGGCCAGCCAUUAACCGGCUGCGCAGUCUCAACGACAAAGCCUACGCCAAGUGGCCUCCGCACAUCAACCUCGUCUAUCCCUUUGUGCAUCCCGACGUCGUCGCCGACGCGGCCGACAUUCUCCUCCGGCUCAAUCUAUCCAACCUUUUUCCGCUCAAUGUCUCCAUCACAGACGCGGACGCAUUUACCCACGACAAGCACAACACGCUGUACCUAAAGCCCGAUGCUGCCGCAGCCGACGACUUACACAAGCUGGCCAACAGAGUGCGCUCAGCGCUCGGCUGGCACGCCCAAAGCCGCUACGCUCCUCACCUGACUGUCGGACAGACUGAGGAUGUAGACUCGAGCACCCAUAGAUUUCUUCUUCACAAAGCCCGCCUGCUGACCCCCAUCUCCUGGGCCGCGACGCAGCUCGCCGUUAUGGUCCGCGACACCACCCCCGGCACUGCAGACGGACUUCGUCGAAUGAAGCUCUGGAAGCUCGUCGACAUAGAAUCUAGUAGAUUGCUCGACCUUGCGCUCCCGCAAGACGAAAUCAUGGCCGUUGAUAAGAAUGACCACGUGCAGUCCUCCAAGGCAUUUCCGCAGCCCGCUUAUCAUUUCGACCCUGAAGCCGAGACUUGGAGCAUUUUUGACAGCUCGUCACUGGAGUCAAGCUCCGAUGUCCCGACUACUCUUGUCGUUGCUUCCUACAACCUUCUCUCCGAGUUUAACUGGCCGCCGGAUACGUCGAGAAACCAACCCCUGAUUUCCAACCUCUUGUCCCGACGUGCCGAGGCUGAUAUUCUCGUGCUCCAAGAAGUAUCUGAUCACUUCCUUCCAGACCUUCUCAAAGACGACGACAUUUGCGCCAAGUACCCCUAUAGCACACAUGGCCCGCCUGACCAGCCCGAAAUUGGCCCUCUUCCUAGCCUUCUGAAUAUCGUGAUUCUGAGCAAGUUUCCCAUUGUGUGGGAAUACCUCCCGCUUCAGCGCCGACACAAAGGCUCCGCAGUAGCGACAUUUCCUACGCUAUCAUUCCAUGAUCCCUUGACUGGUUCCAACACCAAAUCAGUUGUCGUUGCCGGCUGUCACUUUAGCCAGGGCCUGACGGAUGGCGCCCUGUCGUCUAAAAAGGUCGAAAUUUUGCGUCUGCAGCGGCAUCUUGCCGACAAGUACGACAAGCAUCCUUGUAUCAUUGCCGGAGAUUUCAACGUGACAACUUCGUCCUACGCCAUUGACAUGUCACAGAGAAGUGGCACGCUGUCGGCAAAUGGCAGGCAAUGUCUGAGUGACGUCCAUGAUAUGCUGUCCAACACCGAGUUUCACGACGUGUGGUUGGCUACCAAAAUCGCAGCCGGCGACUCGUCCGAGUUAUCACUAGCCAACGAAGCCGUGAUGGACCUCUAUGAGGGCGAGCAGGGCGCCACUUUCAAUCCUCUCGAGAACAAGCUUGCCGAGAAACUGGUCGGCGGAGGGACCGACAAGCGACCUCAGCGCUAUGACCGCAUUCUUUGUAGUGCACAGCUUCCUCUCCGACCCUCCGCCUUCAACAUGUUUGGCAAAGACCUUAUCACGCAGGUCGCCGACGGUAGCUGGGUCCAUGCCAGUGAUCACUGGGGUAUUCGUUGUCUCUUCACUGAAGAUUUGCCAAACAGCGGGGCUUCUCAGGGCAUCUUGGAUCGUGUGAAGCCCAUCGAGUCGACCGAGGCCGCGCCUUCCUUGGGUGGCUUUGAAGAUCUCAAGAAAACAUUGCUGUCCCACGGCUAUCUACCUACCGAAGACGAUGAAUCUAUGAGGAAGCAGGCCAUCUCGGUUCUGGACAGUGUACUGUUAGGUAAUGAUCAAACAAAGUCGGACCAAGAGGCCCGCACGCCAGUCGGCCUCGUCCUUGUUCCGGUGGGCUCAUUCGGUCUCGGUGUCUGGAUGAGCUCUUCUGAUGUCGAUUGUCUCUGCAUUGGGACUAUCAGCUCCAAGACGUUCUUCCGUAUGGCCCUUCAGCGUCUAAGAAAAGCUUCUGAUCAAGGUAUCCGCGUGUUGAGAAAGGUGUUGGCCAACACCGGAACAAUGCUAGAGCUUCAAAUCCUCGGCAUCAAGUUUGAUCUUCACUACUGCGCUGCCACCUCUGUCUUUGAAAAAUUCCCUAGCGUCAUGAAUUUGCCCUCUAACCAUCCAGAGUUUUCUCUCCCGGUACAGACCUUGGCCAAGCUAAAGCCGGCCCGGGAUAUGUACUACUUGUUGCGCUCCAUUCCAGACCUUGCCAAAUUCAGGGUUGCUUUUCUCAUGAUCAAGGCUUGGGCCAGUUCGCGAGGGAUCUAUGGCGCCCGGUUUGGCCUUUUGGGUGGCAUUCAUAUCACCGUCCUUCUUGUCCCUAUCUGCAAGCAGCUUGCCACGCUCUCGAGGGUUGUAUCAACGACGGGGAUCCUGGCGACCUUCUUCAGUCAUUAUACCAAUUUCGACUGGGAGAAACAGGUGGUGUUGGAUCCGUUCUUCCAUAAAGAGCUACGUUAUCACCGCACGUCGCGGGAGCCUUUUUGUCUCCUGGGAUGGCAUGCGCCAGCUCUCAACACCGCCAUGACUGCUUCGACACCUACUGUCAAGUCCAUCGCCACUGAAAUUUCCAAGACAAACUCCCUCCUAUCCCAGCCAGGAGUAACAUGGGAUGCAAUCCUUGGCCCUGUAGGCGCCGCUGUCGCUGGAGUACAAGACUUUCUCCGGGGCUUCAAGAGUUAUGUUAAGGUCGAUGCCCGGUUUUGGGGAUCGUCUCCCUCUAGUGGCCGCAAGUUCCUAGGUUGGUUGGAGUCGCGCUGUGUUGCGAUCCUCGUCGAUAUGAACAGAAAAGCACCAGCCCUACUGCCGCGGAUAUGGCCAGGGCGCUUCAUCGACGCCCCCGUUACCGAGACAGCGACGAACUCGGAGUACCAAGGUUUCUACCUCAUCGGAUUGGCAUGGAACGAUGGUGACAGUGACCGCGCCAAGGAGGACACCAAAGCGACCAAGACGGCCCUUAACGGCCUCUUACGCGACUUUGAAACGCGAAUGCGUAGUGAUGUUAGACAUUACGACACUGCUUCGUGCUGGAUGGCCGUCAACGUCAUCAACGCCGGCGACAUUGCCUCGGCACUUCUCGACCCCGGCUACCUCGACAGCGUCGACGCCUCUUACGAAGACUUUGAUGACAGUGAGGACGACAGUGAGGACGAGGACGUCGAGGACGAAGAAGACAUCAGCCCCAGCGACGACGACACGGGCUCUUCUCGCGUCAAAUCACGACGCUCGGAAACCUCUCGCCCAGUGAAGCUCAACGUUCCCACGUCUGCCAAGCCCGAAGGCAUGGGCCGGUUCCGCCCGGCGUCCGACGUCCUCAACCGGCUGCGCUGGGACCGCGCGCUCGAUGCAGCCGACUUCAUUGUCGGCUUCGUGGACCGCUUCGCGGGGGCGCAGGAGAAGCCGCUCGUGCAAUGGAGGACGGAACAGACGGACGAGGAGUUCAUCCCGCAGCACCGCAUCCUGUACUUUAAGCGGCGCAGCGACGGCCGCGUCGUCUGGGAGCGCAAGACGCGCGUGGAUCGCAUCUUUGGCAGCGGUGUGGUGCCAGCUGAUGCACCCUGA